Messenger RNA from Bufo bufo (common toad), 5594 nucleotides. It is a transcript of the gene ZNF335, whose product is annotated as zinc finger protein 335. Lineage: Eukaryota; Metazoa; Chordata; Amphibia; Anura; Bufonidae. The transcript is spliced from 28 exons. Gene Ontology annotation, molecular function: RNA polymerase II cis-regulatory region sequence-specific DNA binding. Bases 143 to 4264 code for a protein of 1373 amino acids. Gene Ontology annotation, cellular component: nucleus. Gene Ontology annotation, biological process: regulation of gene expression; positive regulation of neurogenesis; brain development. The record is from RefSeq and is a predicted model, not a curated record.
UGGUGUCUUUGUAGGUGCCGGAGUAAACAUCGCAACAAGUCCCUUGGCCAGCGUGAACCUACCGGAGGCGAUAGUGGCCGUAAAAUAACGGCGAAGAGACGCGUGGAGGACGGUAUGGAGUCGUUCGAUCUGUGGUGUUGAAAUGGAGACAGAUGUGGAGGCUGUAGAAGAAACAAACACCGAUGGAGGACAAGAGACCAUUGUUGUGUUCACGGAUGAAGAUGGCACCAAACAACCUAAACAUCUGAUGCCUUCUACACCACAAGAUACCACUAAUACAACAGAUAAACUUAACCUAAGCUCACAAGGCCUUAUUAAACUAUCUUCAGAUGAAAUUGUAUCCCAAGAGCAGGAAUCUGGAGACAUUGAACCGGUGGAGUCAAGAAGCAUAACAAGUAGAUCACCAAAGGACACAGAAGAAUCUGGUUUAACUCAAGAACCAACUUAUGCAAAUGCAAAAGAGAAUGAUCUGGAUCACAACUCGGAUAACAUGGGCAAGGGGGACCUGGUUGGUACAAAUGGUCCAAUAGGCAUGGAUGUGAGUGAAUAUCCAGUAGAUAUGAGGACAGAUAUAGCUCAUGUAGAACAGAAUCCUGUCACCACAGAAUCAAAUAACCUAGAUAUCACUCAGUGCCUUCAAAUAGGUAACCCAGAUCUAGAAAACAAUGCAGCAGAUCAAGUCACUCAACAUCUGGAAGAGAUGCAGAGAGAAAAUAUGGAAUCUAAAAGUUUUCCUUCUAAAGAGACCUCUAAUGAACAAAUCAGUAGAGAAGUAAGUGCACCCGAGGCAACCAUGCAACAAAUCCCUGAAAUUGUAGGUGCACAGGAAGUGCAAGAACAAAGCUCGAAUAAUGUGCCAGAGACCAAACCGAAUCCUCAUAACAUGGACUUUCAACAGCCUGAACUGAAUCCAAGUAGUAUGAACAUGGCAGAUGCCGCUGGGAAGCAGAACACGGACAUCGUUACCCAAGUGCCAGAUGUCACCAUGCAUCAUGACUACACCGAGGUGGUAUCAAACACCCAGAUUCUUCCUUGUCAACCUGAGGCCUGCUCCGUACCUGGGGUGUGCAGCAUUUGUCAGUCAGUCCUUACCCAGGCUCAUCGGCCUGUCCUCAUACCGUCCGACGUUCCAGCCAGUGCGGCCGUGGAUCGGAUUAUACAUGGCUCCAUCAACCCUCAGCUUAUUCAAGGCUGCAUUGUUACCAGCACCGAAGGCAGAAAUUCAGAGAUUACCCAGUACCUGAUCCUGCAGGAGCCCCAGGGUGCCCCUACUAGUUAUCCAUUGACGAUGAGUCCUGUUGCUGUUGGAGAGAGAUCCCCAUCACGCUCAUCUGGUGCUCCUGAUUUAGUGUCUGACUUGGAAGCUCUAGAAGGGAUGAUGGAAGUAGUGGUGGUUCAGCAGUACAAGUGCAAGAUGUGCCAAUACAAGAGUAGGUCCAAGUCAACUCUCCUCCGCCAUGUGAAAGAACGCCAUGUCCAUUCAGUCAAUAAAGAUGAAAAAGCGUUCCGCAAAGUGGUACGCCCUAGAGAAGAGGAGGAAGAAGAGGAAGAUGAUAUUAUGGAUGCUGGAGCCAUAGAUGAUCCUGAUGAUGAUAGUGACUAUAGUCCAGGAGAGGAUGCCACUCACAAUCACCAGAUUGAAUCCACGAUGGGUGCUUUGGCAAAAGAAAGGCCGCGCAGACGGCCGGGGCGUCCACGCAAGAUUCCUCGCAUGCAAGCUCCUGAAUUGGACGCUGGUCCUCCACAAUUGUCUACAGUGAAUGAACCAGUGGAAAUUAAUGUCAUCCUCUCUGACUUUGAAAACAAGGAUCCUGCCUCUUGCACUCCCCAAGAAGAGCAGAAACCAACCUGUCGGCCUCGCGGUCGUCCCCCAAAACACUUCAGAGGUCGAAAGUAUCAUCGAUUUAGAAGCCGAAGGUAUUAUAAACAGCCGAACAAGCCUCUGCUCAGACCUUUCAUCUGCCGCGUUUGUGGCUCCAGGUUCCUCACGCAAGAAGAUUAUUCCUUCCAUGUAAACGCCCAUGACAGCAAUGAUCCUCAAAUGUUUAGGUGCCAGCAGUGUAAUUAUCAGUGCCGGAGAUGGUCUUCUCUGAAGGAGCACAUGUUCAACCACCAGGGAAACAAACCACACAAGUGUGAUCAGUGUAACUACACAAGUGUGUACAAGAAAGAUGUGAUCAGACACUCCGCUGUGCACCAGCAUGAACGAAAAAAGAAAUGUUUAAUGAUUUCAAAAACCACCACCUACCCCUGCCCUGUGUGCAACCGUGUAUACAUCAUGCAGAAGCGGUUGACGCAGCACAUGAAGACACACAGCACUGAGAAACCACACAUGUGCGACAAAUGUGGUAAAGCCUUUAAAAAGCGAUACACAUUUAAGAAUCACCUGUUGACUCAUCUGCACUGUGUGGAAGAAAACAGGUAUAAAUGUGAGUUUUGUGAUUACAUGUGUGAAGACCGAAAGCAGCUCCUGAAUCACCAGCUCACUCAUAUGAAUGACAAGCCCUUUAAAUGCAAUCAGUGCACAUACCAUACUUUCCGGCAGGACUUCCUGCUCACUCACCAGGCAACCAAACAUGCAGGCGGGAAGCCUUUUGCCUGUGAGUAUUGCCACUUCACCACAAAGCACAAGAAGAACCUGCGUCUACACGUUAAAUGUCGACAUACACUACUGUACCAAGAGUGGCUGCAGCGGCAUCCAGAGGAAGCGCCGUGCCGACGGCGGCCCUUUUUUUCUCCUCAACAGAUUGAACAGCUCAAACAGCAGCAUGAGCAACCAGCAACCCAUGCACCAACUACAGAUGAAGCAGAAGUCAAUAAACUGCAGAAUCCUCCCAGAGAGCUUACCUAUCAUAUGCUUCACCAACCCACCGACGAAGAAGGGCAGACGCAGAACACACUAGAAGGUGCCACUAUCAUAUAUGAGCAAGGCGGAGAAGGUGAUGAACUUGCAACUCAGGCAGCUCUAGAUCUGCUUCUGAACAUGAGCGCCCAAAGAGAUGGUCCAGGAGGAGCAUUACAAGUGGCUGUAGUAAAAUCUGCACCGUGCAUUGAUGGUCAAGAACCUGAAGCUUCGUCUCAGGAGCCACACAUGGCUCAGGUUCUUACUUUGCAUAUGGAUGAGAGACAAGUGACAGAAGUGCAAGAGGCUGGUUAUGAAGAGACUGGCAUGCCCGAGGCAGGCUACGAGGGUACAGUACAGCAGAUCACCAUCAAUACAGCCUUCACCACUGCAGAAUACAGCCUUAUAAAUGCAGACAACAUGCAGGCCCCAUUGUGCAGUGAAAAUGAUGUGCCUCCUAGAUCUCCUCAUACACUGUUGGCAGAGAGUGGGAAAGACAAGAACGCUGUACAGAUCCUAAGCAAGGCACAACAUCCACAAGUUGCCUCCAAUCAGCCGAUGCCUACCACAAAAAAAUUUUCCUGUAAAAUUUGUAAUUCAUCCUUCUGGGGUCGUGCGGAAAUGGAGAGCCACAAAAGAGCUCACGUUGAAGGCGGCAAUGGAUUUAAAUGUCCAGACUGUGGGAAUUUCUUUUCUGAAACAUGGGCUGACGUCAGGGAUCACAUGACACUUCACUCUGAUCUCCGGCCUCACCGCUGCAAUCAAUGCAGUUUUGCCUCCAGGAAUAAGAAAGAUCUAAGCAGACAUGCAAUGACACACACCAACCACAGGCCGCACUCAUGUCACUUGUGUGGACAGAGAUUUAAUCGGAAAGGUCACCUAAAAUUCCACAUCGAAAGGCUCCACACCGGAGCAACCAUAGAGCAGUCCCAGCGAACAGAACUCACAUCUGUCCCAGGCCUGGAUGAGGAGCACAUAUUCCUGGCACAGGAGGAAACUGUGAGCAACCAGGAGGAUACAGCUUACAUUCAAGAAAUUACAACUGCAGAUGGACAGACUCUACAGCAACUGGUAACAGCGGAUAAUCAGGUACAAUACAUCAUUUCUCAAGAUGGAGUCCCUCACUUGAUUCCCCAGGAAUAUGUUGUGCUCCCUGAAGGUCACCAUAUUCAGGUUCAGGACGGGCAAAUUACUCACAUUCAGUAUGAACCAGGAGGACCGUUCAUUCAAGACCCUCAGAUCCACUUUGUGCCCAUGUCACCCACACAACAACUUCUGACUCAGGAACAACUUGAAGCUGCAGCCCACUCUGCUGUCACAGCCGUGGCAGAUGCAGCAAUGGCCCAGACGGUGUACACUUCAGAAACAGAGCCGGCCCUACAGCAGGAGAUCCAGUACGACGUGAUCACCCUGGCAGAAUAGCGGCUCUGUGAUUUAUGUUAUUCGGUGAUGUCAUCAGCCCGCACACUUAUUUAUAUUGUAGACCAUAUCAGACCCUGUGAAGUUGAUGAAUGAGCCCAUUGUCCAUGCCGUACUGAACAUGGAUCUUACAAAGUAGUGCUUUGACAUUCGGUGUCAUUCAUUCCUUGGCUUCCCUGAGCGUGCCAGCAGUUGUUAGCUUUGCUCUGUGCGUGUUCAGCACAGCCCUUGACAGUUGCUGAGGAAACGUCUUGCGCGGCCUCCGCUGCCCUGGGCUCGUUCAUCGCUAAGAUUUUCUGCAAAAGCAUUUGUUUUCUUCAACACGAACACAGAUCUGGUAAUGAGCAAUCAUCUGGGCUGAUCGAAAUACAUUUACACUACUCUUUCACCUCAUCUGGUGCAGAGACUGGUGUCUGAUCUGUGAUUUUACUCCCUCUUCUCUUAUCAGAUUAAAGGGAUUAGGGCAGAUUUCGGUACUUAAUCCCCCGAGUACAAGGAUAAUCGUGAAAUCGGGUAAUCCUCUUCCUCCCGUUUUCCUCUGCAAUAAACACUUGUCCACGGCAUCUGGCUACACAUUAGCCAUUGAAGCUGACCUCCAGCCAUUGCAGAUAACAAAACCCAGUUUGCAAGCAGCCCCUUAUGGUUUCUCUCACACGUGGCCUUUGUGGCGGGAGGGGUGCGAGGAGACAUUCUCUCCCGACGCCCUGCGCUGCAGCGUCUCUAUUGAUUUGUCCGAUGGCACUGUCCUCUAUUUGGGAAAGGUGUGCCAAAUGAGAAUCUUCUUUCUGCACCUGAUCCCUCAUGGAAGUCAGCAGAGUUCUGUCAGAAGCAUCCUUCGUCCUUCAUCAGAGUCUGGACUACUUCUCCAAAAGCGGCCGCGCUCAGCCAGUCAGGAGGGAGCCCUUUCUUACUAUGUUAACUGUAAGCCAAGUGGUUUAUGAACUUCAAUGAAUAGAAAUGCUGAAACGUCCAGGACUGUGCAAAGUUUUUGACCUGCACAGAUUUGUUUUUCCUGAAUACAAGGACCUGGAUAUUUGUGGCUUAAAAAAAAAUGGAGAGAAAUCUGUAAGAAAACAAAACCGUUCUCUCCACAUUGCUGAACAUGUUGCCUCAUAUCAAUACCAGGGAAUUCUACGGGUUUAAAUACAUUAGGAAAAACUAUAUAGGAAAUGACAUAAGUAAAAACUGAAUGUUAAAAGGUGUUAUCCAAGACUAUUAAAUUCCCCCAUACGCCUGGGCCCCUCACAAUGAAUAUACUUACCUCACUCCCCACGCCGCUUCCGGUCCCCGCUCCUGCUUCUCCCCAUGUGUGGAUGAAAACAUCCGGUGUUGG